UCUGUGUUUACGUGUAAGCAUGGCGGCUUCCAUUGACAAUGUGGAAAGUGUAACAGGACUGCUAGAAGACUGUAUAUCUAAACAUGGAUUUGAAGUCUAUCCUCUCAAGGUUGGUUGGUACAACUCAGUGUUGCCCCCCUCUCUGCACCUGGCUUACCCAGAUGACUGCCUGGCUAUGGUGAUACUCAGCACUCCUGCCAUGUUUGAACAAGCCUUCUUGCCCUUCAUGCAGGAGAGAGGCUGCCAGACACUGUCUGACCCCAUAGACCAGUGUGUCAAACACUGUGUGUCCUCUGCUGUCUCACAGUGUUUUCCAGGACAGAAGGUGGAUGUGCGGUAUGACUACGAACUGUUGCCCAGCAGGAAGCCAAAGUUCUUGGCACAGACUGCUGCUCAUGUGUCUGGAGCAGCUUUCUACUACCAGAAGUCUGAUGUCACAGACCAACCCUGGGGUGAAAAAAAGAUGUUUGGAGUGUGUGUGCAUCCGAGGUUUGGGGGCUGGUUUGCCAUCAGAGCCCUGCUGGUGUUUGAAGGUAUGACGGUGGGCUCUGAGCUGGUGCAGCCUGUUCCUCCUGACUGUGUGCCUUCCAGAGAGGGCAGGAUAAAGCUGCUUGAGGCUUUCAACCUUCACUGGCAGGACUGGAGCUACAGAAACAUUGUCUGUCCAGUCAGUACCUACUCUCAGAAACAGAUGGACUACUUUUCGACUAAACCCGCCGAGCGCUUCACUCUGCUCAGGACUUGGGGUUUCCUGCCGAGGGACGACGAUCAGCCUGAUCCCUGCUCUGACACACAGACCCAGGUGAAUGGACACGGCUGAAAGACAAAGCGCAGCUGUAGGGUGGAAGUGUUGCUCGUCCUCUCUGAGCACUGACCUGCACUGCUUGUCAGACUUUAAAUUCACAUUUGAUUGGACCUUAAUUGACUCACUGAACUGAGGCCCAAGAUGGGAUGUUAAUUUAAGCUCAUACGGUUAUGGUGAAAGCUUUUUAUGGCAUGUAGGACACUUUUUAAGGACUUUAAUGUGAACAGUCACUGCUGUGGCUUAAAUGUGAUGAUGUUUCUGAAUGUGAUGUACCUGAAAAUACCAUAUUUUAUUUUUCUGAAUAAUAGGCAGCUCCUUUCACAGUGUCCCCUUCCUGAAUGUACUCAUACAUAAUGUAUGAAUUUAUUAGUAAGCGCUGUUGCAGCUGAAUGCAACUCUUGUUUGAGUAAAAUGCUUUUAAAAA
Molecule: messenger RNA, 1229 nt
Organism: Scomber japonicus (chub mackerel)
Lineage: Eukaryota; Metazoa; Chordata; Actinopteri; Scombriformes; Scombridae
Gene: mmachc
Product: metabolism of cobalamin associated C
Exons: 5
Coding region: 20-820 (266 amino acids)
Biological process (GO): cobalamin metabolic process
Cellular component (GO): cytoplasm
Molecular function (GO): demethylase activity; cyanocobalamin reductase (cyanide-eliminating) (NADP+) activity; FAD binding
Source: RefSeq, a predicted model, not a curated record